AUGGGUGUAGUCUCAACAGCCUUGUCGGCAAUCAAUCUAGUACAAGAUGCAAAUCUUCAACAACAAGUCAGAACAACCAUCGAUACAAUUAACAUUUUGAGAGACAAUAUGGAUGUACACGCAAGUCAAAUUUUUCAACUAACUGCCGGGCAAAUCAGAUCAACAGAAGAACUCUAUCACACACAAAUGGCUCUAAAUAAUACAAUUAAAAUAGUGAACGAACACUCCGACAUGAUAAGAGAGAAUCGAAUAGCAAUUAACACCUUAGCAGAAACAAUCAAAGCACUACAAAAGAAACUUUCGACAUUCAUACAUAAUGUAGAAACACAUUUCAUUCAUGAUUCGAUCGAAGAUAUCUUGGCUAACAAACUCAAUUUACGAUUCAUGCACCAUCAGGAUCUACCUCGAGUAAUAGAUAUCAUAAUGCAAGAAACAAAUAUAAAUUUAGACAAAGAUAAUGAUGACAUACCACUAUUUGAAUUAGCCAGCCGUUUAUUGAUACAACAACGCGUCGAAUUUAUGCCAACACCCAACACACAAAGAAACGAUCAAGAUAAAAUGGGAAAUUUAAUAUUCAUCUCGUUUUUUGCAGCGACGGAUAAAAAUCAACAUCAAUUUUCAACUUUUAAAUUAAUUCCAAUGCCCUUCAACCAUGAAAAUCGAAGGGUAAAACUUGCUCAAUUACCAUCAAUGGUGAGCAUCUCGACCAAAAAGAUGGAAAUAAUCCAAUGGACAAAAGAAGAAACCACAGCAUGUCGGUUCGAGUUAACAUCAUCAUGUCGUGAAACACCACCGAUUAGAAAAAAUUGGCAAGAAAGUUGCUUAUUCGAAAUAUUAACGGAUUCAAAAUUAACCAACUGUCGAAUCGAAGAAGAAACUGAACCAAUUUUUGUACAAAAAAUCGGAAACAAGUGGGCCAUAUCAACACAGAACCAAACAAGAUGUCAUCGAGUAAUGCAAAAAGAUCAAAAUCAACAUAUAAUAACAACAAAUAACGAACUAACUCUUCCACCAAUUGUCCUACUAGCAACGGAUAACUCAACGUCGCUAAGCUGCGACCACUUCUUUCUUCCACGACCUACAAGCAACAAUAAUAAACAAAUAGCAAUAAUCGAAGAACAAACAAUCACCGAUGAAGAAUCAUAUUUAAUUGACUUAAAUCAUCAUAUCAAGAAUACAACAAAAUGGGAAAAAAUACCAUAUGUCGCAUCGAAUAUCCAAAGCAUGUUCGAACAUUUAAUGAAAACGCCUCAAUCCAAUGGAAUAAAACAUAUACAAACAACAUGGUACGAACCACUAAUGCCUGGGGUGGUCGUGGGCGUACUAGUUGCAAUUGUGAGUAUCUCAAUAGUAUGUGGAUACUUAAUGUGGAUCACAAAAAUGAAAAAACUAACAGAAUUAAUCAAUAUGCCAGCAACAUGA
This is a messenger RNA of Adineta ricciae, 1422 nucleotides long. The record is from the annotation of a GenBank genome assembly. NCBI's taxonomy places the organism in Eukaryota, Metazoa, Rotifera, Eurotatoria, Adinetida, Adinetidae.